CUCCCCGUGCUGCAGCUGCUGAUGCCUCCGGUGGCGAAGCUGUCGAUCGGGACGAGGGAAGAAGGGGACAGGGUGAAGAGACGUGGGCGUGCUGACGAGCUCAGCAAGCUACAGGAGGAGCUGAGAUCGCUCGCCGGAGCCAGAAGGGCCGGUGAAGUGGGCAGGGUAAAUCACCUGCAGCUCGAGCGGCUUCUGAGCUGUUCUUCCACCUCCAGGAAUGGAGGCAUUGGUAGGCCAAGGUCGUUCAGGGUACUCGCAACAAGAGCCUUCGGAGGUCCUCGGCCCAGGCCAAGCUUGAGGGAAACUGUACCCGUACCCGAAAUGGGAUUCGACGAGGUUGUCUGAGGUUUGCUGCUCAAGAAGGCACACCCUGAAGCCCAGCGUUCCCUGAUACUGCAACAGGGGAUGACCAAGCAGUCCAGAUGGCCCCGAAAGGAAAGGUAGAGGCCGAGGACGAAGAGGUCAAAUGGAUCAGA
Messenger RNA from Zea mays, 476 nucleotides. RefSeq lists its product as uncharacterized. The transcript is spliced from 2 exons. The coding region runs from base 22 to 345 and encodes 107 amino acids. The record is from RefSeq and is a predicted model, not a curated record. NCBI's taxonomy places the organism in Eukaryota, Viridiplantae, Streptophyta, Magnoliopsida, Poales, Poaceae.